UGCCAUUUCUCUUUUCAGCAAAAGGCUCUCAAAGUAAAGAACUUAAAGAAUGUCAGAUAUAUGAAGUUGAUUUCCAUGGAAACAUCGUCAUCCUCUGAUGACAGUUGUGACAGCUUUGCUUCUGAUAAUUUUGCAAACACAAAACCAAGGCCAGAUGUCACUAACGAAUUGGCCAGCAUUUUUCAUGCCGACUCUGAUGAUGAAUCGUUUUGCGGUUUUUCAGAGAGUGAGAUACAAGAUGGAAUGAGACUGCAGUUGGACAGGGAAGGCUGCAGGACCCGAAGUCAGUGCCGUCACUCCGGACCACUCAGGGUAGCCAUGAAGUUUCCAGCACGAAACACCCGGGGCCCAGCCAACAAAAAAGCAGUCCCCUCUAAACCCUCUGAGAACUCUGCAAAUGAUUCCCAUUCUGACUCUGAAGAAGAAGAAGAUGGCAUGAACUUUAUGGAGAAAAGGGCUUUAAAUGUAAAGCAAAACAAAGCAAUGCUUGCAAAACUCAUGUCAGAAUUAGAAAGCUUCCCUGGCUUAUUCUCUGGAAGACAUUCCCUCCCCGGCCACAGAUCCAAAGAUUCAAAGCCACCUAGAAGACGCACAUUCCCAGGUGUCGCUUCCAGAAGGAACCCGGAACGAAGAGCCCGACCGAUUACCAGAUCAAGGUCCCGGAUCCUGGGGUCUUUGGGUGCUCUGCCCACAGAGGAGGAAGAGGAAGAAGAGGAAGAGGAUAAGUACAUGCUAGUGAGAAGGAGGAAGUCUGUGGACGGCUACAUGAAUGACGAUGACAUGCCCAGAAGUCGUCGCCCUGGAUCCAUGACCCUUCCACAUAUAAUUCGCCCAGUAGAAGAAGUUACAGAAGAAGAGAUCAAGAACAUUUGCAGCAACUCUCGAGAGAAGAUCUACAACCGAUCACUGGGUUCCACUUGUCACCAGUGUCGCCAGAAAACCAUUGAUACCAAAACAAACUGCAGGAACCCAGGCUGCUGGGGCAUCCGGGGCCAGUUCUGUGGUCCCUGCCUUAGAAACCGCUAUGGUGAAGAGGUCAAGGAUGCUCUGCUGGACCCGAACUGGCACUGCCCACCCUGUCGAGGAAUCUGCAACUGUAGCUUCUGCCGCCAGCGUGAUGGACGGUGCGCCACGGGAGUCCUGGUGUAUUUAGCCAAGUAUCAUGGCUUUGGGAAUGUGCAUGCUUACUUGAAAAGUCUGAAGCAGGAAUUUGAAAUGCAAGCCUGAAGAUUCUCCGCCUGCCUUUCGGCUUCUCAAGGCCCUUUUGUUCUUGAUAAUGUUCUUGAUGGGGAGCUGAGUAAGAAUCUUGGUGAGCAGUCUGUCUUAGAACUCGGUCAGGUUAAUCUUGUUAGAUUCACACUUGUUUCUGAUACAUCACGGAAGGCAUACUAUUAGUUACACUUGAGCUACAUGUAGUUUCCCAAAGCUUGCCCUGGCCCUACCUUGUAGCCUCCCAAUCCCACGGUCCUUUGCCACCACUUUUUGAGUUCUUUUUAAGCGGCAGUUUUAGAAAGCAUAUUUGUCUUAUUGGUGUUGAAACAGUCUCAGGAUAUACCCAUAAACCAAGCACUUAGGUUGUGAACCAACGGUUCUAAUGAAUUGCAGAGAACAGCCCUUUAGCUUGUUCACACAGAAUCAAUGCAUGCAGUUAGUGUUCAGUGUGUUGGCUGAUGUUUGAAAUGGGUAAGGCUAGGUCACAAACAAAGUUCUGAAAACGGUGUGGAAAAAUUAGUCAUUGUUGGGAAGUGGAGUAUAGCACAGUGAAUGAGUUUUUGGAGACUAAAACUCCUUUGUAUCAUGCUCGGUGUAUACCUUGUCACAGUUGA
Messenger RNA from Cricetulus griseus (Chinese hamster), 1826 nucleotides. The record is from RefSeq and is a predicted model, not a curated record. Lineage: Eukaryota; Metazoa; Chordata; Mammalia; Rodentia; Cricetidae.